UUCUCUUUGACUUGUUUUCCGAGUGUUGUCGUUGCUGUUGUCGGUGUUGUUACUAUUAGUAUUAUUCUUUUUCUUUUUUUUUUCUUUUCCCCGGCUGCUGAGAAUCAUGGCUGCGCCAAAAGCCGUUCUGAGCUUCCGAGCAAGAGCGAUCGACUUUACGCGCGCGCUGACCGUCUACCGGUCGGACGAAGUGCCCGAUCUGGAUGAGGCCCAGGCGAUCUCGCGCGCCCUGCCGCAGCUGGCCACCGGCAUGGAGAAGGAAGAGGAAGAGGAACAUCACUUGCAACAAGUCAUCAACGUCAUGUCGCAGGCGCCGCUGGACAAGGACAAGAAGGCCAGCCUGUACAUCCCCAUCCCAGAGGCAAACCUGCUCACUCCGGGCUACGAGCAGCACUACGCGCCAGACUUUAAGCUGCCAGAGCAUUACAUUCACAUGCAUGGCAAUGCAGCAGAUCCCGAUAUUCCGAAUUACGACAUGGAUAGUGAGGACGAGGCAUGGCUGACGAGCGUGAACAGCUCGAGCAAGUCGUCGAAAAUGACUCCGAUUCAGUUUGAACGAUGCGUUGACGCGUUCGAGCGAUCUACCACAGGAAAUGAUAUUGCCCCGUUUGCUGCCAUUCGACCAAGCCUUCCGGAAAAUGAAAACGAUGACAUGUUAAUGACGGCGUAUGAGCAUUGGAAGUCGCGGCGCAUGCGAAAAGGGCAGCCGCUGCCUCCGACCGUCAAAACUGAAAAGAAACUGCACGAUCCGGCGACCGAGCGCGACCCUUACGUUGCCUUCCGGCGUCGCUUUGAGAAAAUGACGACGCGCAGAAAUCGCAAAACGGACGAGCUCUCGUACGAGCGAAUGCUCAAAUUGCGACGAGACUUUGAACGCGUCCGAACGCUUCUGGACUCGCUUCGCCGCCGUGAGAAGUACAAGUUGGAGGGCUACCAGGUGGAUGUCGAGCUGUUGGAGCGCCGGCAUGCACUCGGCGAUUACACUGUGACGGAGCUUUUGCCUCCUCCCGUUCCUCGCAUGUCGCUCAAAAACACGAUCGGCGCUCCAGGCGUGCGUGGCCUGAAAAAGCGCAAGGCGGACGAUGAGGCGACAAGCACGGCAGCGAGCGGUGCGCCGCGAUUCACGAUGCGCCGUCUGUUGCGCGAAGAAUCGGACGACGAAGCCGAAGAAGAGUUCUUGCGCCACAUCCCAGCAAGUGCUUUGGACGACGACUCGGGCGACAUUGUGUUUGAGCCGUUGCGCAACUUCUUCAAGCUCCGGAUGGCUCGAAUUGCACAGCGGCACUCGCAGGGUGCGACUGAGACACCCGCAGCAGGGGCAGGCGACGACGACGCAGACCUCGCUGAUGAUGAGGAAGACGAGGUGGUGGAUGACCUUGACUGGGAGUGUGAAACUGCGUUUGAACUCGCAGCUGCAGCCGCAGCCGCAGCCUCUCGCGAAAACAACAACGAGGCCACCGACGAAGGGUUGCCGUUGCUUCGAGACCGGUUUUUGACUUCCGACUUUGCCUCUGUUCUCCCGCCCUCCGACUCCAACGAUCCAUUUGCCUUUGUUCGCCAGCGGAAUUGUUCGUACCAUCCGCCACGCCACCACAUGAUCGCCCCGCCCAUCGCGUCACACGCAGCAUUGUAUCGACCGGUACCGUUUGGUCGAUCGGGAUUGAUUCCGCUGGGUGUGCGACGUAUCGGCCGCGGCGGACGAGUCAUUUACGAUCGUGCCACCUCGGCGAUUGUCAACCCGCGGCUCCGGCAGCUCCAGCAGCGCGGCCAGGCCGACGGACCGCCGCCAAUCGAAUUCUCUGAUCCUUUCAUCCAAGCGGCCGACGAGUUUGACGAAGUGCACCAGCGCGUUCUCCGGUUUGCGCCGAAUCUUUUAUUCCCUGCAACCAAUCCAAGGACGUUGCUGUGGCCGAGCACGCUGGCACACACGCAGACGUCGGAAGCCGAAGAAGCCACCACUGCCAUUAACAGCGUGACGGCUGUCGGACUGCGGCCCAUGGAUGUUGAGCAUCUGGACCAGCGCCCGACGGCAGUGCCGCUUGCCCAGCAGCACUACGAGUUGGUGGUUGGGCCGAACGGCGAAUUGGAGCGCAACACGAGCAGCUCGCUGUAUGCAUCAGCAUCAGCAGCCCAAGCAGCAGCACCAUCUGCGGCCGAGGAUGCAUGUGCACCAUUCGAUCCGGCCGAACUCCGAAGCAUGCCGAGUCUCUUCUCGCUGGCAAUUCGCGACCACCUGCGCCAACAACGACCCCCGCCUCCGCUCACCGGGUUUGUGAUGUAG
Molecule: messenger RNA, 2281 nt
Organism: Capsaspora owczarzaki ATCC 30864
Lineage: Eukaryota; Filasterea; Ministeriida; Capsasporidae
Product: EPC1 protein
Exons: 8
Coding region: 107-2281 (724 amino acids)
Biological process (GO): regulation of transcription by RNA polymerase II
Cellular component (GO): piccolo histone acetyltransferase complex
Source: RefSeq, a predicted model, not a curated record